Molecule: messenger RNA, 534 nt
Organism: Lethenteron reissneri (Far Eastern brook lamprey)
Lineage: Eukaryota; Metazoa; Chordata; Hyperoartia; Petromyzontiformes; Petromyzontidae
Product: antifreeze protein Maxi-like
Molecular function (GO): ice binding
Source: RefSeq, a predicted model, not a curated record
AUGAGAACUGCGGGAGACCUGGAUGAAGUCAGUCUUGUGUGCAAGAGCCGACUCGCCUGGCUCACCGACACGAGCAAAACUGCUGCUGCUACUGCUGCUGCUACUGCUGCUGCUGCUACUGCUGCUGCUGCUUCUGCUGCUACUGCUGCUGUUACUGCUGCUGCUACCGCUGCUGCUGCCGCUGCUACUGCUGCUGCUACUGCUGCUGCUGCUACUGCUGCUACUGCUGUUGCUGCUACUACUGCUGCUGCUGCUGCUGCUACUGCUGCUGCUGCUACUGCUGCUGCUACUGCUGCUGCUACUGCUGCUACUGCUGCUUCUGCUGCUACUGCUGCUGCUACUGCUGGUACUGCUGCUACUGCUGCUGCUACUGCUGCUGCUGCUACUGUUGCUGCUGCUACUGCUGCUGCUGCUACUGCUGCUGCUGCUUCUGCUGCUACUGCUGCUGUUACUGCUGCUGCUACCGCUGCUGCUGCCGCUGCUACUGCUGCUGCUACUGCUGCUGCUGCUACUGCUGCUACUGCUGUUGCUGCU